AUGACUUUGGGACUAUUUUUCAGCAUCGCCUCAUUUACCAUAUUGCUUGUCGUGAUGUACUUUCUAAUCAAAAUCUACUUGGCUCAACCUGCAACAUCAACAACAAACUGCAGCGGGAGGAAACCCUUCUCCUUAGAGGGUGCGAAAAGGGAAAAUCAAGAAAAAGUUAUCAGAGAGCAGAGAGAACUACAAGCGGGGAUACCGUGGAACAAUGAAGGAGCAGAAAGAACAGGCCCUGUAGAACACGAUGAACGCCUGUGUCCGAGAGUAAGUAUAAGAUUUAUUUUAAAUCUUUUUUUUAUGAGUGAGCAGUUUAAUAAAGAACGGCACUAAUUUUUCCCGCCACCCUAGCAUGUUCCAGGCUCUCAGAUGCUAGGGAAGACGCGUGAGUGAAAGGCACGCAAAAAUGUGAGACACGGGUAUAGUAUGAACACCUAAGUAUCUGAUAUGUGACUCUUCAAUUUAGAGUCAGCUGCGCGGCGCAGUUGACUCACCUUUACAGAAAAAACAACCAAAAUCACCGUUCUUACGUGUGAACAGAAGCCCUAUCCGUUAUUAAUAGCAAGUGUGAACAUAGCCUUAAGCCAUAGUCGAUUCCAAAGUUGUAGUUUAUAAUCGUGUAACUUAUAACCAUUUAAAAGGGUGUCGGCGCAUGUCUUUGACUCAGGGUUAAAAAGAUUGCAAUGAAUUAGUUGUGGUAUGAAUAUUAUAUAUGAUGUAUUACUAGCAAAGCGGGGCCGGUUGAAAUCGCAACAUCCAUCUGAUAGGUUUUGCGAGCCAAGCAAAAUUAAAUUUAAAAACUCGUUUCUUGGUUUUUCUCUACAACUUUGGUGGAAACCGGCCUAUUUAGUUUCAAUGUUUGUUUGAAAAGGUUUUCUGUUUGUAUUUUUCCUAAAAUUGAAGUUAUUGGAAUGUUAUUUUAUAAAAUACGUGUCAACAACUAAGCUGUCAAUGACAAACCAUAAUCACUCUAAUCAGUGAGAGAAAUUUGUAAGGAUUUUUUUUCUCUGAUUUUAUUUUCCAAUUUUUUUAGAAUGAAAUAAUGUUAUGUUAUUUUAUUUCAGAUGCACCAGAGUGAUAGCGGCGGGACUUUAUACGGCGAAGAUUAGCCUAAUUAAAAGUAAAGAUUGAUGAUGAUGAUGAUGAUGAUGAUGAUGAU
Porites evermanni is the source of this 1159-nucleotide messenger RNA. The record is from the annotation of a GenBank genome assembly. Lineage: Eukaryota; Metazoa; Cnidaria; Anthozoa; Scleractinia; Poritidae.